AGAGAGGGAGCGAAGGGGAGGAUAGUUCAUUUUCAAAGAGUGCUUUUCUCCUGGAUCUGCAAAUCAGGCGAAGGGAUAUAGAGGACCAGCCACCGGAUUCGACCAUGGAAAGUGAGUAUUCCGGACGGAAGCCUGACGGAAAAGCUGAUCACCGUGGCAGCCACCCGAAGCCGUCCCCCACGGAUCUCCUCUCCAGCGCCAAGGUGAUAGCCGGGGCGGCGAAGGCUGCCGCCGGGCGCGACAUGGACAAGGUGGACAAGGCCAAGGUGGCUAGUGCGGCCGAGGACGUUCUCAUCGCGGCCAGACACUAUGGCAAGUUGGAGGAAAAAAGCUUCGGGAAAUACGUCCAGAAGGCGGAGAAUUACCUCCAUGAGUACCAUUCUUCCCGUCCUGGUACUGGCGCUGGCUCUGGCCAUGAGGCCUCGAGCGGUGGUGGCGGCGGCCCUGAGCACGCCCCCUCAAGUGGCGCCCAGAAGCCGUCGGUGGCCCAUCCGACGGGCGCGCAUCAUGGGCAAUCGGAGGAAGGAGGAUCGGGCUUUGGGGACUACAUGAAAUUGGCUCAGGGUUUCCUCAAGAAACCUGGACAUGAGGGGGGUUCACAGGAAGGAUCAGGCUACGGGGACUAUCUGAAAUUGGCUCAAGAUUUACUCAAGAAGCAUUAAUCUUUUGAGUUUUGUUUCUUGUUUGCUCUUUUCUUUUGUUCCUUCUCUCUCUCUCUCUCUCUCUAUCCAUGUAUGUAGUAAUUGGUGUAAUUGUUGACCUUUGUACGGAUUUUAAACCAUUGUAUCGAUUUUUCGAGCUAGAGAUGAAUAAUACCGGAAUGGCUGCUUGUAGAA
Nymphaea colorata (pocket water lily) is the source of this 836-nucleotide messenger RNA. RefSeq names its product nodulin-related protein 2-like. The record is from RefSeq and is a predicted model, not a curated record. NCBI's taxonomy places the organism in Eukaryota, Viridiplantae, Streptophyta, Magnoliopsida, Nymphaeales, Nymphaeaceae. Gene Ontology annotation, biological process: response to heat; regulation of abscisic acid biosynthetic process. Bases 105 to 662 code for a protein of 185 amino acids. The transcript is spliced from 2 exons.